Messenger RNA from Nyctereutes procyonoides (raccoon dog), 1379 nucleotides. RefSeq names its product leucine rich repeat containing 39 (gene LRRC39). NCBI's taxonomy places the organism in Eukaryota, Metazoa, Chordata, Mammalia, Carnivora, Canidae. The coding region runs from base 289 to 1296 and encodes 335 amino acids. The record is from RefSeq and is a predicted model, not a curated record. Gene Ontology annotation, molecular function: protein binding. The transcript is spliced from 9 exons.
UAAACCAAUUCCAAAUGUAGCCCAUGGAACCUCCCAAGAGAUCCUCCAUACUCUUUCUUUUUCCUCUCUGUAGCAACCCUGAAAGCUUUUAUGUUGAAGAUGGUGGCCAUACAAGAUGGAAGGAGCCAGUAUCUCCAAAUGACUUUGUGACAUAAAGCCUCCCUACCACCACACCCCAGCACUGAUUGGUUUGGAUGUGAUACCAAAGGUCCUUUUUGAGAUGGCAUCUGUGAUUCAGCUAUUCAGAACUUAAUGAAGUUGGUGACUCUAUGACCAUGUGGAGAAAUCAUGUCAGAAAAUGUAGUUUGUACUGGGGCUGUCAAUGCUGUAAAGGAAGUCUGGGAAGAAAGAAUAAAAAAACACAAUGAAGACCUGAAGCGAGAGAAGGAAUUUCAACAGAAGCUAGUGCGGAUCUGGGAAGAGAGAGUAAGCUUAACUAAGCUAAGAGAAAAGGUCAUCAAGGAAGAUGGGAGAAUCAUUUUGAAGAUAGAAAAAGAGGAAUGGAAGACCCUUCCUUCUUCUCUACUGAAACUGAAUCAGCUACAGGAAUGGCAACUUCAUAGAACUGGUUUGUUGAAAAUCCCUGAAUUUAUUGGAAGAUUCCAAAACCUCAUUGUAUUAGAUUUAUCUCGAAACACAAUUUCAGAGAUACCUCGAGGAAUUGGAUUGCUCACUAAACUUCAGGAACUAAUUCUUAGUUAUAACAAGAUCAAGACCGUCCCCAGAGAAUUAAGUCAUUGUGCCAGCUUGGAGAAACUAGAACUUGCUGUAAACAGAGACAUAUGUGAUCUUCCACAAGAGCUCAGCAAUUUGUUAAAGCUUACGCACCUUGAUUUGAGUAUGAACCACUUUACUACAAUCCCUCUUGCUGUGUUGAAUAUGCCUGCUCUUGAAUGGCUCGACAUGGGAAGCAACAAACUUGAACAACUUCCCGAUACUAUAGAAAGAAUGCAAAGCCUACAUACAUUAUGGCUGCAACGGAAUGAAAUAACAUGCUUGCCAGAAACAAUCAGCAAUAUGAAAAAUCUGGGUACUCUUGUUCUCAGCAACAAUAAACUGCAAGAUAUUCCAGUGUGCAUGGAAGAGAUGAACAAUCUGAGGUUUGUCAACUUCAGAGACAAUCCACUGAAAUUGGAAGUAACGCUUCCCCCCAGUGAAAGCCUGGAUGAAGAAGAGGAACGGGAAUUAUUUGGUCUUCAGUUUAUGCACGCAUAUAUACAGGAGUCACGGACGAAAGCAGAUAACCAAGUCAACUGUUCCACUACUUUACCAAACUCCAUAAAUACUGAUGGAUAAUUUAACUCAAGAUGCCCUGCUGAAGACAAUUACUUUGGGAAUUUGGUGAAUUCGCUAAUGUUUGGACUUUUAAAGUAAAAAGC